AAAUAUCCGGGGAGUGUAAUUUGGGAGGAGGAGUCAGGAGCGAUGAUGUAACACGGAAUGGAGAGAGGGUCACCUUAGUGAAAGAAGAGAGGGCUGGGGGCAGGGAAGUUGUGUGUAUGAGUGCGCGAGCGCAGAAGCCAUGAUGUCAUGAGGCCCGAGAAAUGGGGUCAGGAUUGUGGGCCAGAGUGGGGCGCUGGGGUGUCCACACAGCGCGCAAGUUUGAAGUGCUGACGGCGCAGGUUGGCGAGGGCGGGGCCUCAAAGGCAAGGCUGUAAUGCGGGGUCAAAAGCCUAGGCGCAGAAGAGGAGCUAGGAGACCCUUGGGCUGGAAUGAAACCAGUGACCAGGAUGGGCCAUAGGUUUCAGGGCACUGGAGGAUGCAGUGACACUGGCCAUGGACCAGCCAGCUGGCCUGCAGGUGGACUACGUCUUCCGGGGUGUGGAGCAUGCCGUGCGGGUGGUGGUGUCUGGGCAGGUGCUAGAGCUGGAGGUGGAGGAUCGGAUGACAGCCGACCAGUGGCGGGGCGAGUUCGAUGCCAGCUUUAUCGAAGAUUUGACUCACAAGACAGGGAACUUCAAACAGUUCAACAUCUUCUGUAACAUGCUGGAGUCAGCGCUCACCCAGAGCAGUGAGUCGGUCACCCUUGACCUGCUGACCUACACAGACCUGGAGUCCCUGCGGAACCGCAAGAUGGGGGGCCGCCCAGGCCCUUUGGCCUCGAGGUCGGCCCAGCUCAACUCCAAGCGCUACCUGAUCCUCAUCUACUCUGUGGAGUUUGACAGGAUUCACUACCCGCUGCCCCUCCCGUACCAGGGCAAGCCGGACCCCGUGGUCCUUCAGGGCAUCAUUCGCUCACUGAAGGAGGAGCUGGGCCACCUUCGAGGGCUGGACCACCAGGACCCUCGGGACACCCGGGAUUCUGAGAUCUGGCGCCUGCGGGAGCAGGUGUCGCGCCUGGCGUCUGAGAAGCACGAACUGGAGGCCCAGCUGGGCCGAUCGCGCGAGGAGGCGCUGGCAGGGCGGGCGGCGCGCCAGGAGGUUGAGGCGCUGCGUGGGCUAGUGCGCGGCCUGGAGCUGGAGCUUCGGCAAGAGCGCGGCCUGGGGCACCGCGGGGCCCGCCGCCGCAGCCAGGACUGUCGCCGCCUGGCAAAGGAGCUGGAGGAGGUGAAGGCAUCGGAGCGGAGCCUGCGCGCCCGGCUGAAGACGCUGAACAGCGAGCUAGCCGCGUACAAGAGGGGGAGACGGACUCCGCCGGUGGUGCCGCCCCCGGCCCGGGAGGACCGGGCUUUGUCAUCCCGGGAGCGCUCCACGUCGGGUGGCCGGGGUGCUGCCCGCUCCUCAUCCCGGGAGAGUGGGCGUGGGGGCCGAGGUCGAGGCCGCCCUGCCCGCCCCUCGCCCUCGCCCACAGGUGGUCGCGUGCCCCGUUUCGACCCCACAGCCUUUGUGAAAGCCAAGGAGAAGAAGCAAAGAGAGAUCAAGAUGAAGCAGCAGCAGCAGCAGCGGAAUCGAUUGGGCAGCGGAGGAAGCGGGGAUGGCCCGUCCAUUUCCUGGGCUCGCCAGACUCGGCGUCCUGCUGCCGUGACCGGCCGAGGGGAUGCGGCUAACCGCUCCCGAAACCGCAGCUCCUCUGUGGACAGUUUCCGCAGCCGCUGCUCAUCAGCCAGCUCCUGCAGCGAGUUCGAGGAUUUCUCUGAAUCCCUCCCUAGAGGCGUUCACCGCCACCGCGGGAAGCCUCCCAGCCCCACAGGCUGGAGUGGGUCGAACACGCUGCAGAAGCUCACUCCUGUGGAACAUGGCCGCCAUCAGAGACGCUUGGCUAAUUCGGGGGGCUGGGUCCCCAUCAAAGAAUACAGCUCCGACCACCAGGAGGCCAACAUGGCUGAAAUAGACGCCCGUUUGAAGGCCUUGCAGGAAUACAUGAACCGACUGGACACGCGGUCGUGACCUUGGAGAGGGAAGCACUGUCCCUUCAUCCCCUACCCACUGCUGGAUUCUGGGAUGGGGGUGGGGUGGGGCCUGUGCCCUUCUAGCUUUGCCCAGGCCCCAUCCCUCGUGGUGCUCUUGGGGUCUCAGGUGUAUGAGGCCCUGACCUCUCCCACUCCCCCAGGCAUUGCAUGCUGGGAGGGAGGGACUGUGCAUUUUGUAAAUAAACAUAUUUGCCCUUGGGA
Rhinolophus ferrumequinum (greater horseshoe bat) is the source of this 2168-nucleotide messenger RNA. It is a transcript of the gene CCDC61, whose product is annotated as coiled-coil domain containing 61. The coding region runs from base 394 to 1944 and encodes 516 amino acids. The record is from RefSeq and is a predicted model, not a curated record. The transcript has 14 exons. Lineage: Eukaryota; Metazoa; Chordata; Mammalia; Chiroptera; Rhinolophidae. Gene Ontology annotation, cellular component: centrosome.